AUGCAUGGAACAACUGCGUGGAUACAGCCGUUCCAACGUAUCUCCAAUCUUCUAAACACCGCAAAAGCGACAAGCGGUCCCGAAGCGCGCCCAAAGGGGACGGGGCCGGGUGCGAAGGAGUCCGAACUUCGGACGAAGGAGUCAGAGUUGCGGCGUCGCCAAAGCUCGGACGGUGCUCGAGUGUGCGUUCCGUUCGGCGACGGCGUGUUCCAGGUGAGGCUGCUAAUCGUCACAGCGGUCGCCGGCAGCAUCGCGCUCACCCAGGCAAGCCUCUUCAGAAGUUCGAUGCUCGAAUUAGACCACUGGUGCGCGCGGCCACCCGGCUUCUCCAACACGAGUGCGGACGCGUGGAAAGCGCUGGCUAUUCCGCGGGACGCCGACGGGAACUACAGCCGCUGCACGGUGCGAGAACCGCCCGACGCAGGCGCAUCGGCUCAGGUCGUGCCCUGCGCCGCCUGGGAGUUCAACCUGAGUGACCAUGGCAACACCGUCGUCAGCGAAUGGAACCUCGUGUGCCAACGGAGCUGGCUGAACAACGUCGCCCACGUGGUCGUUUUCUGCGCGAACGUCCUUUCGCUGCCGCUGAUGGGCAUGGCGGCGGACAGAGCGGGGCGUAAAACAGUCACCUUCGUGGCGAUCACGGGACUGCUGCUGACGGUCGGUGUUAGCAGCAUGGCACGCGACUUUCAGACGUUCGUCGUGACACAGGCUGCGGUCUCGGUGCUGUCGAAGUUCAUGGUGGUGCUGUACGUUCUCCUGUACGAAGUCUCAACGGCAUCCCGCCGGCUGCUCUACUGCUUCGUCGCGCCGGCGCUUUCAAGCGUCUUCGCGCCGGUACUGCUGUUCUUCGUGGGCUCGUACCAGCUCGACUGGUCCUUGUCGCAGCUUGUUGUCGCCACGCUCGCCUUGCUGCUCCUGGCCAGCUUCUACGUGGUUGAGGAAUCGCCCACCUGGCUCCUGGCCACCCACAAUAUCGGUGAAGCCGAAAGAGUCGUCCGCCGGGCGUGCUGCGUCAACAAUGUGUCGCAGAGUGACGGUCGCAGACAGUUCCGCUGCGAGAUUGAGAGCUACAGGCGAGAUCAGGGCGACUUGCCGUCCGAUGACAGCGUGGGUGUCUUCCGUUCGGUGUGGCUGAGAGAACGAACGUUCAUACUCGUCUUCGUCUGGCUUGUCCUGAGCUGGGCCUACAGUCACCACGUGGAAGAACGCGGUUUGACCAGCGACAGCUACGUACGUAGCGCCACACUCCUCGGCCUGGGUCCCAUGUUCGUCGUCGUCUGGCCGGUCCUCGAAUUCGACGGGGGAGUUAAGCGAGCCGUAGCGAUCUCCGCCUUGGUCUUCGCCGCUUCGUCGGCCGUCGCCUUCGCCGCGCACACAGGCGAAGCCUCGCCAUUGGAAAACGUCCUACUCGUUUUGAUGCGUUUCUCCCUGACCCUUCCGGUCACGUUCUUGUUUUUUCUCACCAUCAGCCUGUACCCGGCGAUACUGCGGUGCGAGGCUGGCCUCCUUGGUUACGCCUGCGCCAUCGUAGGCGACAACGCGGGUUACAUAGCGUUCACGCGCCUGUUAGGACGGCGACAGGACGUGGCCCUUGCAAUACAAUCCGUGCUGACGGCGCUUGCUGCUGUCGCCGUCGCGUAUCUGCCGCCGGAUGACCGACACGACACUUCCUGGAGACGAUCCCUCGCGGCGCUGUGGAGGAAGUCGAGCACCGCUAGCACCAGACAAGCCAGCGGAGGUGCUGUAUUUGAACGGCCAGCGCUGCCCGAUCCAAUGCCCGAACAGUUCUCUAUUCGUGCCGGCAUGUUGAACAGAGGCCAGUAG
Molecule: messenger RNA, 1824 nt
Organism: Dermacentor silvarum
Lineage: Eukaryota; Metazoa; Arthropoda; Arachnida; Ixodida; Ixodidae
Product: solute carrier family 22 member 7
Exons: 1
Coding region: 1-1824 (607 amino acids)
Biological process (GO): transmembrane transport
Cellular component (GO): membrane
Molecular function (GO): transmembrane transporter activity
Source: RefSeq, a predicted model, not a curated record